Molecule: messenger RNA, 249 nt
Organism: Phytophthora nicotianae INRA-310
Lineage: Eukaryota; Oomycota; Peronosporomycetes; Peronosporales; Peronosporaceae
Exons: 3
Coding region: 1-249 (82 amino acids)
Source: RefSeq, a predicted model, not a curated record
AUGAAGGGCUGCCUCGAGUAUUACUGUACGACGCGACUAAUUUAUCAUCCGGUAGCCAAGGUCUUUGUGCUGAAGACCCGCAAAAUCACCGAAUCGUUACUACCAGGGCAAACCAAAGACCUGCGCACCUUUUGUUUCAAUAACUCCAGAUCAAUGGUGCACAUAAAGAACCUGGCUAGGUCGCCUGUUAUGGCUUGCAGAAUUGAAAGCGAUCUUUGCGUGGAUGGCUUGGGGAUGAAGAUCUUAUAG